Molecule: messenger RNA, 2735 nt
Organism: Sorghum bicolor (sorghum)
Lineage: Eukaryota; Viridiplantae; Streptophyta; Magnoliopsida; Poales; Poaceae
Exons: 2
Coding region: 231-1493 (420 amino acids)
Molecular function (GO): protein binding
Source: RefSeq, a predicted model, not a curated record
CCGUAGCGGGAGUCGGGAAACAACACAGACCCCGCACCAACUUUGGCACGGCCCAACCCAAGGCCGCCGAAGCUCCCGUUCUCUUCCCCCCCCACCCAAAUCGAUCGCCAUCCGCCGUUGUCUGCCGGCCUCUAAACCCUACAUCCUCCUUGCGGUGCUGCCACCCCCCUCUCCGAGUUUCGGCUGCUCGCUCGUGUUCCCCGAUCGGGUUCCUCCGUGGUCGCUCAGCAAUGGAGGAGAUGAGGGAUAUGGCACAAUCAACCCUGGCGGUGGCGUCCGCGGCCGUGAUCUCAUUGGUGCUCGGCGACGACAACCUCCUCGGCGAGAUCCUCCUCCGCCUAGGGUUCGCCACCGACCUCGUCCGCGCCGCCGCCGUCUGUAGGCGUUGGCUCCGCGCCGCGUCCGACCCCGUCUUCCUCCGCCGCUUCCGCGACCUCCACCCGCCCCGCCUCCACGGAUUCUACAUCGACAGCUAUCCGAAUCCGACCCUAAAACGGAGGUUUUACGCUGAAUUUGUGCCGAUGCAGCCUCAGCCCCCAGAGCUCGCCGCCGUCCUCCGCCGGGGGCGCUUCAGCUUGGACACCUACGACAGCCAAUCCACGCGCGUCCUGGACUGCCGGAACGGCAGAGUCAUCGUCAGCUUGUUUUGCGGCGGAGACUUCAAACGCGGAGUGCACAGCCCGCUCCAUCCAGCGAGAGACUUGGUUAUCUUCCCGCAGCUCCCAAAGAAGGAUGUCCCUGACAGUGACAGUUACAGCAGCAAAAUCCGUAUCUUCUAUGAGAUCCUCUCUAAAGAAAGUGUUGAUGGGCUGUCCUACUUCGCGGUCUCAUUGGAUUAUUGUGUCAAUGAAGAGAAAGCUACAACGUGUGUAUAUAGGCUGCAAGAUAAUGCCUGGAGAAUGCAAACUUCAGCUACAACACAGAUUUCCGGAUUGCAAGGGUCGUCGUUGAAGCAAUUGAGCAUUUUCCUUGCUGAAGAUAAAAUCUACAUGGGGAUUACUAUGCACAACAUUCUUGUUUUGGAUUUGACAUCCUCAACCUUCUCCACAAUCAAGUUCCCUGACAAGAUGUCAUUUGAUGGACAAAUCAUAUUGUCUCGGGCCAAUGGCGCUGGGAUUUAUCUUAGCCAUGUCAAGGACCUCCAACUUUGCAUCUGGCUGCACAUGGAUUGCAAUGGCAGCAUAGGAGACUGGUUGCUGGUUGAUACCAUUUCUUUGCAUGAUUUGUGUGCUAAUCUGAAAAUAUCGAAUAGCAGCACCACUGAAGAUGGGGAUGACCCUGAUAAUGGGGAUGACCUUGAUGCUUAUGUACAUAUGGUGGGGGGCAAUGCAGAGUAUGUAUUCCUGGAGAUGGAUCGAUAUAUUCUCUAUUUGGAUGUUAGGAGCAGGGCACUGCACAAGGUGCACACCGUGACAGAAAAGAAUACAUUGAUUUCUUUUAUUCAUCCCUUUAUGAUGACCUGGCCUCCUGUAUUUCCUGCACUGCAAGAAUGAUUGCACGAGUCAUUAUUGCGGCCUCCUUCGUUUCCCGUGCAUGCAAAAAUCGCCGCACAGUCAUUAAUGUGGCCUUUUCGUUUCCAGCGGAUGCAAAAAUCACCUAAAAAAUGAAUGAGCGAGGAAUCGAACCACGCCUGCUCGCCUAAGAGGGACCUCGGUAACCAACAGGGUUCAGAUGGAUAUUUGUUUAAUGGAUAGCCAAUAUGCUAUUUAAUAAAGGCAAACAGGAAAAAAUAGACCCUAAUUAAUCACUCCUUGGUAUCCUAAAUCAUGUCCAAAACGAACUUAUUUUUGGGAUGGAGGGAGUAUUAUUAUACUGCUAAUUGGCAGGUGAGCAACAAAUGAAUAGUACAGGAAAGAAAAAAAAUUCUGGAGAUCUAUAAUAUCAACAAUACGAAUUACGACAUUCACAUUGUUUUCUCCCAGUAUUUUCAGACAUAUAAGUUACUCAAGGCUUUCAAUGUUUUUCCAUCAUAGCAGUUAAUCAAAGCUGAUAAAGAGCUAUAUUGCAUGGUAAAUGACGAGAGGCAUAACUCGUGUUAGUUGAGGUCGCGCACUUGCAACAUGCAAUUUAGUUUGUGAAAAUUCAUGGAUAUAGUGUGGAUUGAGGUAGUAGUGAUAUAGCUUACCAAAGCCUGUUAUAUUUCACACUUCACAGUAAGUUACCAUAGAUGAAGUUGUGCAGAUUUUUGUAUUAUUCACUUAUUCAGUAUAUAUGAUACUGACCAAAGGCUACGGCGAUCCAUGGAAAAGAACAAACUGCGUUGUUUUCUAAUCACAGAUUGCAGUAUUUGCGAUGCUAAUUUUUUGCCGCUAGCUAAAAGUGACUUUCUGCCAACUUUUGUCUUCCUUCUUGAUCACAUGGGACCAAGUUCACUAGCUCAUUGGCUCUUGUCUAGCUCAUAGUUAUGUCCUUAAGUUGUUGCUGGAGUUUUCAUAUGCUCAUUCAGUCAUUCUCCACAUGGUGUGCCUGUUUUGGAAUUUGUUGUGUAAGAACUAUAUUUACCUGAUGUUCUCAUGUUAAUUAUUGUUGAAUGGAAAUGCCAUAUAUGAGAACGGAGAUUUUUAAGAAUUAAGAUUGAAAUUGAUAGGGAACAAAUAUGAUGUUCAAUUCUCUGCAAUGUAUCAACGGUUUGACAUUGCUAAUCACAAUUUGCUAUUAUAAGAAUGUAAUCCUUUUCAUCUUGAAGUAAUAUUAUGAUGGUUGUUAAGGUAGAUAUUCUACUAACAUUUGCAUGC